Molecule: messenger RNA, 609 nt
Organism: Plasmopara halstedii
Lineage: Eukaryota; Oomycota; Peronosporomycetes; Peronosporales; Peronosporaceae
Exons: 1
Coding region: 1-609 (202 amino acids)
Source: RefSeq, a predicted model, not a curated record
AUGUGGCGCGUCAAACUCGAUCAUAUCUUUAAUAUUAUUGUUCACGUAGCAUUACAACAAGAAGGCUUCUUGACUGGUGAAUUCCGCGUCGUGCGCUUACGUCUUGGUCGAAGGUGGGUUGGUGCACAACUUUUGAGCGAGGACAUGACGGAUUCAAUGAAAAAUCAAUGGUUGCAUCGCGUGGAUUACGAAAGUAUAGAUGGUGUUCAAACUGUUGAAAGCGACGUUUUUAAGACGGUGAAAGGAGUCUGGGAUAAAUAUGUCGCCGAUCUGGCUAAUCCACUUCAAAGGACACCAGACGAUUUUAACUUCAAAGAAUCAUUUCAAUCAUACGAGAAGCAAGAAAAGCGGACGUCGCUGAGAGUGAGAGUGAUGCUCGAUACGACAUUGAAGGAUAUUCUCAGCGAUUGUCGAACAACAUUCUGGAUGCCGUAUCAAUUUGAGCUAUGGCUUAUGGAGCAAGAAGAUGCGUAUAAAUAUCAACAAUUCACUGUCGGAAACCAACAUAUUGGCUCCAUUGUCAACGGAUCAUAUGAAGACCUGGUAGCAAUUUACGAAAUGAAGGACAUGGCUGCUGAAGAUUUUGGUGUAGCAUGGUUCUUAGAAUAG